Messenger RNA from Cladocopium goreaui, 567 nucleotides. Lineage: Eukaryota; Dinophyceae; Suessiales; Symbiodiniaceae. The record is from the annotation of a GenBank genome assembly.
AUGUUCUUUGUGGCAAGGCGGCUCCCGACUAUGAUGCUUUUUGAAGAGGACAAUGGGCCAAAGAAAGCCCCGCGGCCAAGCAAACCUACGGAAGAGGCGGAUCAGGAGCGUGGACGCAUUGAGGAGUUCCGUCGAAAGAUGGCGAAGCAGGUGGAGCAGAUUGCUGAAAAGGCGCGUGAGGCACCCAGGCAAUUCUCCGAUGUGUCGCCGACGAUGUCUUGGGACAAGGUGUCUCCGCGCCAGAAGCCGGCGAUGCCGAAACGUAAGGCUGGGCUGCGGAGCAAAGAAUCGGAACCUGCGGAGGUCUCCUCCCCGACGGUCAAGUCUGUGGACAGCAUGUGGAGCACGGAGAGCAUGCAGAAGGUUGCCUCCGAUAUGGUCACGAUCGCUGAAGAGGUGACUUCUGGCGUGGCCUCCUUCGGAGGCUUCAGCAGCUGGUGGAGCGUCCCAAGGCCAAUCAUAGAAGAGGUGAAGCCAACUCCGGCGAAUUGCCCGAGGUGCGCUGGAGCUAUGCCCAAGUGCGUUGGGGCCAACUUCUGCCCUCACUGCACCUUCCACAUCACCUGA